This is a messenger RNA of Lolium perenne, 1839 nucleotides long. The record is from RefSeq and is a predicted model, not a curated record. Lineage: Eukaryota; Viridiplantae; Streptophyta; Magnoliopsida; Poales; Poaceae.
CUGAUAUCCUUCCCUCUUUUUGGACAGAAUCAUCCAAAUCUUGUUUCACUUCCUCCUCUUCCUGAAGGUGGGGAAGUCGAAGAAAGGACCGUUAUCUCUAAUGAUAACCAAGAGGCCUCCUCUUUUGUGAAUGAACCCGCAGAUUCUCGAAAAUCUGCGGGAUCUGCUGAAAAAGAUGCUGCUUCUGAAGACACUACAUCGGCCCAGUCUCCUCCUCCUGCUGAUUCUCCAAAGAACAAAAGGAAAAGGGGUGAUGUCGAAGAUUCCGGGACUUCUAAACCCGAAGAAGCUGCUCCUUUACCGCAAAAGGCAGCUUAUGACCCAUAUCUUGCGAGUAUCAUCAGUUCGUAAGUUCCCUCUUUUAUUUUUCUAUUCGAAGAAUUUUUGCUUGCCUUGCUUUUUACACUGCCACCCUUUUGCAAUAGUGAUGAUGACGAGGAAACGCCAGCUUUGGAUGUGGCUGCUCGAACGAGUAUGUCACAUACCCUAGUUAUUUCAGAGCCACGAGUUGAAGGAGAGGAAUCCUCGCCUCCUCAACAAAACAUCGGCGCUUCUACUCCUCCUUCGAGCCCCCGAGCCCCUUCACCGAAAAGGGCAAGGACGGAGAUUGUCUCGGAGCCUACUCUCCAAUUGAGUAGCUCUUCGAACCUUCUCAUGGAAGAUCCUGUGAUCAAGGAUCUUCUUCGCAUCGGUGCCCAAUUUGUUGGGUACCGUGAAUAUGCGAAUAAAGCUGAAGAAAAACUGGCGGAAGCCAAUGAUCGUGCCAAUACACUUGCUCAGCAAUUAGAGCAAAGUGAAAAGGCUCGCAAAAAGGCUGAGUCAGAUGCUAUUGAUGCACGAGCAGAGGCUGAUAAAGCCAAGGCUGACGCUGCUGGUGUCGAAGACCUUAGAAAGAGGCUUCACACCGCUGAAACUUCCCUGAGCGAUCACAUAGCCGCCCAAUCUGCUCGCGAGGAGGCGAUCCGUAAGCGUUUAACGACGCAGAGUCGCUGCUUCGUAGGUAAGUACCACUCAUUAUUCUCUUGUAUUUUCUUCUCUGCACUCGUUUGUUGCUCAAUUUUUCCUUUCUUGACAGCUAGAACAGCUCAAGAAUUUCAACUUGAUGAACCCGCCAAUGAUUCUCUUCUUGACGCCCUUUCACUCCUUGAAGUUCAUGGAUCAGAGGCACGCGGAGGCAUUGAUCAGGCUAAAGCGGGGUUGUCGCGGCUUUUUCCUUAUUUCUUCCCAAAGAAAGAGGAACCCGCAACUUUCCUUGACCUCGCCAAGUGUUUCAAUCCGUCUGAAGAUCUUGGGUUAAGGGUGCGCCAUGAGAAUAUGAAGAUUGCCGUGGAAAAUACUGUCGCCUUGGUUGCUGAUAGCCAACAAUCUAUCGACUGGUCGAAAGUUGGCGACACUGAUCAGAUAGAACAGUCAAGGUGGAGGUCUUUGAUCAAGGCAGCUAAGCCCAACACGAGGAAAAUCCUGGCUUAUAUCGGGAUCAAGCCAUCUUCGACUCCUAGCUCAUCAAAGCCGGAGGUCUAGUUGAAUGCCUCUGCUUUUUCUUUUUUAGCAUUCCUCUUUCUUUUGGCUUUGUCGCCGUAGUGUUAUUGGCGAGAACUAUUUCAGUAUCCCUCUAGAAGGUCCUUCUUUUGUAAUAGACAUGUAUAUAUUAUGGAGAUGAAUGAAAAUCUAUCUUUUGCUCAGUGAUUGAUGUCGAAAUAUUUCUUUUUCCAGUUAAUUUUUGACAAUUAUACGCCAGCUCCUGGUUCUUCCAAUAUUUUGCCUUCUCCCCCAAGGAGAACUCCUGCUGAUGCUUCGUCUGCCGAGGAUUCCUUGUCGCAAGAAUUAGACGAACUUCGA